UCCGGGGUCAAAGUUGACAGCAUGCGGAAGUGGCUUUUCGCUUGUCCGGUCUUUAAUAUUUAUGCUCUUUUUUCGCGUCCCUUAAAACAAUUCUAUUCAUUUCCACCGAAAGUUUACAGAAAUUGUGACUGGCCAGCUCGGUUCGUCCUAAAGACUUGACACAAAUCACACGGACUCGCUCUCGAGGUCUGUCUGUCCCGACUGUGUGGUCAUCGCCGUCAAAGUCGGCAAAAGAAGAACGGCGAAUAGCUACGGUGGCUGAGAAAGGCCAAAACACAUUCAUGUAAAGCAACGACACAACUUUAAGCCACAAAGGACGCGACGACGCAAGUUACGGCGACGGACCAACUCCCUGAACGUGCAGGAUCCCUGCUGCAGAACCAUGACGACCAUCGUCCACGACACCACGGAGGCGGUGUGCCUCGCUGCAGACUACAACAUAUACCUGAAGCCCAUUGCCAAGAUGACCGUGAGUGUGACGCUGCCGCAACUGAAGUUGCCCGGAAAGAGCAUCUCCAACUGGGAGGUGAUGGAGAGGGUGAAGGCCAUGGUGGUGCCCGACCAAUUCUCAACACUGCGCAUCUCCAAGAGCACCAUGGACUUCAUUCGCUUUGAGGGAGAAGUGGAGAACAAAACAGUUGUCAAAAGUCUGUUGAAAUGUUUGGAUGGGAAGUGCAUCAAACUGAGUGGAUUUACGGAUGUCUUAAAGGUGCGUGCAGUUGAGAACAAAGUGGACUUCCCUACCAGACACGACUGGGAUUCCUUCUUCCGAGAUGCCAAAGACAUGAAUGAGACUCAGCCAGGAGAGCGUCCUGACACCAUCCACCUGGAAGGGCUGCCCUGCCGCUGGUUCAACCAGAAGCAGAGCAACUUCCCUGACCGGCCCUCUGAGGAGGCCCUCAUCGCUGUGUUUGAAGGCUUUGGCAAGGUGCGGAACGUCGACAUCCCCAUGCUGGAUCCAUACAGGGAGGAUAUGUUGGACAAGAACUUUAAUACGUUUAGUUUUGGAGGCCAUCUGAACUUUGAGGCUUACGUCCAAUAUCAAGAAUACGACGGCUUCACCAAGGCCAUGGACACACUGCGCGGAAUGAAGCUGAUGCUGAAAGGUGACGAUGGAAAGGCUGUGGCCUGCAACAUAAAGGUGACCUUUGACACCACCAAGCAUCUCAGCGACUUGGCCAUAAAGAAGCGAAACCUGGAGAGGCUCAAGCUGCAGGAGUUAGAAAAACAGAGAGAGGAGCAGAAGCGCCGCAAGAGGGAAGAGGAGGAGCGACGUAAAGAGCAGGAGCGGAAACAGAAAGAGCAGGAAGAAGAGGAGAAGGAGCGCAAGAAGGAGGAGAAGCAGCGGAAACGGGAUCAGAAGCUGCAGGAGAGAGAGGACAGGAGGAACCUCAAGAGGGUGAGGAAGCAGCAAGAGGAGGAGCAGAAGAAGCUUCAAAUGAAGAUCGCCAUGGAGGAGAGGAGGCUCCUUCUCGCCCAGCGGAACCUGGAGUCCAUCCGGAUCAUCGCUGAGCUUUUGGCCAGAGCCAAGGCCGUCAAGCAGCAGCAGCUGGAGAAGGAGCGGGCGGAGCACGAGGCACGGGAAAAGCAGGAGAAGGCCCGACAGGAGGAGGAAGUGGCCCGCAGGCAGCAGCUGGAGGCCUGCCGCCGCAGGCAGCAGGAGGAGCUCCUCAGGGUGGAACUGGAGAAGGAGCGCGCCCUUGACCUCCAGCGGCGGGAAAAGGAGCUGAGAGAGAAGUUGGUCUCCAACAUGUUGAAGAAAAGCUGCGAGAAACCCACAGGAGAUCCUGGAUCGCAGGAUCAGGCUGGCCCUGCAGGAAGCAAGGAGACCUCUGAUGCGGCGAGGGAGAAUGUCACCCUCGUGGUCCUGGGCCAGGUGAACGGCGUGAAGGCGGCGGAGGGCAUGUCCAAAACUGCUGCUCCCGCUGAGAUUCCCAGGAAAAGCAGAGGAACAAAGGAAAAGAAAGGAAGUGACGACGUCAAGAAGAAACGGGAGGAGAAAAAGAAAGAGAAUGUGAGGAGCAGGCUCAGCGAGGAGAACGCGAGGCGCCGCGGCAGAGACCACGGCUCCAGGAGGCGUCACUCCAGCGGCGAGAGGAGGAGGAGCACCAGUCGCCACGGGACCUCCAGCCACCGCAGGAGGAGCGACGGGAGGCGGAGCCACAACCACUGCAGCAGGAGCGCCAGCUCCAGCCGGGACAGUAGCCGGAGCAGCGGUGGGAGGAGCCACAGCAGGGGGAGGAGCCGCAGGGACGGCCACCGUAAAUACAGCAGAGGGAGCUCCAGGAGCAGCAGCAGAGGCAGAGACCGGAGUCACUACAGUCGUGGAUACAGGAGGCACAGCUACAGUAGAGACAGGAGUCACUCCAGAAGAUAAACACUCCAGUCCACACUUGAGCAGGUCACGCUACACUUUUGAUUAGUUUUCUUCAUUAUUCACAAUCCUUAUGUAAGACAAGAACACUCUUAAAUUUCAUCUUUUUGCAUUCUAACUCGUAAAUAAAUGCUAGCAAAAGUCAGCUAAUGGAAGGCCCCCCAAAAAACACUGUAAAAACCUCCAUCAUUUUAUAUACACUUAAGUAUAUAUGUAAUGUAGUAACAGUCAUAAUAAUAUUUAUGUAUUUUGCUUAUUAUAGGCAUACGGCGGUGUAUUCACAGACGCAUCACUUUUCAAAGACAACAAUAAAGACCACUUUGGGACAAAUGAUGAACCAGAAACUUCUAUUUUUGAUCCUGAAUAUAAGGAUCUACAAGUUUUAGAAGCUGUGCAGCUUUAGUCAAAAACUAAGCAUCAUGUAGCAGUGUUGCUAAGUGCUAAACAAGAUAUACAAACAUAAUAAAACAAUCACUCACUGGGAUAAAGACUGAUGGGAUGUUUACAUCUUCCCCUUAUACAUAAACAAUGCAUCAUAAUCCUCACAAAGGGUUAAACAAGUGUUUUUUUUCCUGUAUUUCUCACCAUCUCCGGGUCUAAGUUGGAUGCCAAAGUUGACCAACUUUUGGGUUUGUGUCCACAACCUUCUACUAUCCAGGAGAGGCAUGAUUUACAAUGUAGAUUUAACUUUCACCAACUCCGAGGUGAUGCAGCAGCUCAAUAUAGCAGCAUAAGGUAGUCUCUGAUCACGCCACUGCUAAAAGUAGUUCCUCUGCGUUGGCACUUACAAUAACAAUAUCACUCAUACCGUAAACUCGGGACAAUUUGCCGCUACAUUUUUCUGACACUUUGUACCUUGUGGCUUAUAAGACACUGAGACUAAUAUGUGUUUUUUUCUCCGAUAACAGCCAGUAUAAAAUAGUGAAAAACAUAUACACUAAAAGUAGUUCCUCUGCGUUAGCCCUUAUAAUAACACUGGCACUUUUUGGAUGUUUAUUUAGAGAACUUUAUGGUCGCAGUAGUUUACUCCCAUUAGCUGCAAUGUUAGCCACUUCGUACUUGCCAUAUUUUAUGACUUAAAAUGCAUAAAAACAGAAAAUCAUAUGUGUUCUUGUCUAACAUACGGAUUGUUAAUGCAGUUUCCUUUUAAAUUUGUGAUGGCUUGGGGGGGAAAAACAUUUAAAUUAAAAAUGGUUAACUUGGAAGUGGAUUGAAAUACCUUCAAAGAGCAUGUGUAUUACUUUAGUUCUACAUGGCACACUCACUAGUUUAUUGGGUACUUGAUUACUCAUCACAAUGCAGCCUUUAUAUUCACAAAGCUUGGAAUAUCUUGUUUGAAAAUAGCCCCCAACAAGCCUCGGGACCACCGCUAACAACUCGAAUGCUGCUCUUUUACAAAUACGAACUUGGAAGACUUUUCUAAGCUGCCUCACACACUUUUGCGUUUUUAUUUUUCUGCCCAGCAGCUCUGGAAACUCAGGAUUUCGAACCACAGGAGCAACUUUUUUUUUGAGGGGUUCAAGUAUCUUUAUUUCUCCAAAGACUUAUAUUUUUUUAAUGGACUGUUUGGAACGUAACCAAGAGACAAGGUGUGAACACUGAAAGACUCGUAGACCAAGAUGGGAAUGUUAGGAUGCUUUACAUUGUGUCUGGGCAAAGAUGGUGCUUUUAACUGGAUUAGUUUUUGAAUGUGUACUUUGUGGCUUCCUGGUGCAUCUUCUACAUAAGGUAGUUCUAAUAAAAUGAAUAAAUUGACAUUUUAACUAAAAGCAAAGCUUGUCUAGAAGGUCAGAGCUCCUUUAUGUUGCACCUGAACCAGGUAA
Messenger RNA from Entelurus aequoreus (snake pipefish), 4197 nucleotides. It is a transcript of the gene akap17a, whose product is annotated as A kinase (PRKA) anchor protein 17A. The coding region runs from base 383 to 2377 and encodes 664 amino acids. The transcript is spliced from 8 exons. Gene Ontology annotation, molecular function: RNA binding. The record is from RefSeq and is a predicted model, not a curated record. Lineage: Eukaryota; Metazoa; Chordata; Actinopteri; Syngnathiformes; Syngnathidae.